AUGGCCCCCGGCAGCCGGCGCGGGGGGCCCCGGCUGCUGCCGCUGCUGCUGCCGCUGCUGCUGCUGCCGGCGGCGGGCGGCGGGUGCGCGGCGGAGGGCGGCCCGCUGGAGCCCUUCGAUGCGCUCUACGCCAGCGGGGUGGAGGCGUACUACGGCGGCGACUUCGCGGGCGCGGCGCGGUGCCUGGAGCGGGCGCUGCGCAGCCGGCGGGAGCUGCGGGCGGCGCGGCUGCGGUGCCGGCGGCUGUGCCGAGCGCAGGUGCGGCUGGAGGAGCCGGGCCCGGGCGCCGGAGGGGACCUGCGGUUCUUCGGCUCGGUGCUGCGGCGCGCAGAGUGCGUGCGGCGCUGCGAGGAGCCGCGCCUGGGCGCCGUGUCCCGGCACCGCGCCGCCGAGGAGGUGCGCGCCGACUUCCAGCGCAGGGUGCCCUACAGCUACCUGCAGCGUGCGUACAUCCAGUUGAACAAGCUGGAGGAGGCAGCAAAUGCAGCUCACACCUUCUUCAUGGCGAACCCUGAGCACAUGGAGAUACAGCAGGACCUGGAGAACUACAAGACCACGUCAGGGAAGGCCACCUUGAUUGACCAGGAGGCCAGGCAGCACAUGGAGGACUACAGUGCUGGGGUGAGGCACUACGACAGGGAGGAGUACGAGCUGGCCAUUGAGCUCCUGGAGCGUGCCCUGCAAGGAUACUACUCUGAGGAUGAGGAUUGCCAGCUCAUGUGCGAGGGACCGCAGAGGUUUGAGGAGCACGAGCACCUGGAUUACAAGGCUGGUCUCUACGAAGCUAUUGCAGAUCACUACCUGCAGGUGCUGGCCUGCAAGCACGACUGUGUCCGGGAGCUGGCCACGCGCUCGGGCCGCAUCUCGCCCAUUGAGAACUUCCUGCCCCUCCACUACGACUACCUGCAGUUUGCCUAUUACAGAGUUGGUGACUAUGUGAAAGCCCUGGAGUGUGCCAAGUCCUACCUGCUGUUCCACCCGGACGAUGAAGAUGUCCUGGAGAAUGCAGGUUAUUAUGAGGGUCUCUUGGAAGGCACAGUGGAUCCAGCCACCAUCAAACCCAGAAAGGAGGCCAGAGCGCUGCUGCGGCGGCACAAGCUGGAGUCCCACCUCCUGCGGGUGGCGGCGGCCGGGCUGGGAUUCGCCUACACGGAGCCGAACUACUGGAACAGGUACGGCGCCCGCCAGGACGAGCACAGUGUCCCAUCAAGCAUCAGCAGUGAACCCGAGGAUGGGCCCCGGCUGUCCCUGACAAAGAAACCCAUGCCAAAGCCAGAUCGAGAGCUGAAGGAGGGGGGCCCUCUUCUCUACAGCGAUGUGAAGUUUGUCUACAACUCUCAGCAGCUGAAUGGCACCCAGCGAGUGCUGCUGGAUAAUGUCAUCUCGGAGGAGCAGUGCCGGGAACUGCACAGGGUGGCCAGUGGGAUCAUGUUGGCUGGAGAUGGUUACAGAGGCAAAACCUCCCCCCACACCCCAAAUGAGAGAUUUGAAGGAGCCACUGUCCUCAAAGCCCUCAAGUAUGGCUACGAGGGCCGUGUCCCUCUGAAGAGUGCCCGGCUGUUCUAUGACAUCAGUGAGAAGGCUCGCAGGAUUGUCCAGUCCUACUUCCAGCUCAACUCCACGCUCUACUUCUCCUACACACACCUGGUGUGCCGCACCGCUCUCUCUGGCCAGCAGGAGCGCAGGAAUGAUCUGAGCCAUCCCAUCCAUGCUGACAAUUGCCUCUUGGACCCCGAAGCCAACGAGUGCUGGAAGGAACCUCCUGCCUACACCUUUCGGGAUUACAGUGCCCUCCUGUACAUGAAUGCAGAUUUUGAAGGUGGCGAGUUCAUUUUCACCGAGAUGGACGCCAAAACUGUGACAGCCUCCAUCAAGCCCAAGUGUGGGAGGAUGAUCAGCUUCUCGUCGGGCGGUGAGAACCCCCACGGGGUGAAGGCGGUCACCAAGGGCCAGCGCUGCGCUGUGGCUCUCUGGUUCACCUUGGACCCUCUCUACAGAGAGCUGGAACGAAUCCAGGCAGACGAAGUGAUUGCAAUGUUGGACCAGGAGCAUCUAGGACCCAGUGAAAUGAACAUCAACCCAAAGGAUGAGCUAUGAACUAGGCCAAAGACUUUUUCUAUUAAAUAUUUAUUUAAUAUUGUUAAUCUUAUUAGAACCCUUCUAUUUUUGUACAGAGAUGCUGUAUAAAUUAACAGGUUAAUAUGAUUGUGGAGUUUCAGGAAUGCCUCUUCUGUGUUUAGCACAGCUUUUGCUGGAACCCUCAUCCCUGUGCCAGCAUCUCCUGGUGGGGCUGCCUCUGCUUCCAGCAUUCCCUGUUUUUCUCUAGCACUUCUCAGGACUCAUUCAGGCCCACUCUACCCCCUUGGAGAACCCUUUUUUUUUUUCUCAACCAAAAGUAGUUGCUUCUCUUUAGCAUCUGCUAGAGAAAACUCUCAGGUGUCCUAAUGCACCAGUCUUCCUGCUCUGCUUCCUACUGGGGGAAACUGGAGCACAAAAACUGGAGUUAUGACUGUCUCACCAUUUGAAAUAUGCCUUUUAGGGGAAAAAACAAAGGAAAACCCAAGUCCUAGCAAAAUGGAGAUUUCUCUGUAGGCACGUGGAGCUGGUGUUUGCGCAUUAAUUCUGAGCAGAGCUUCUGGAAAUGAGCUGCUGAGCAGGGCCAUGAGCUGUGCACAGGGAGAAGGGACGUGAUUUGCAGCUGACUCUAGUGAAAUAGGGUCUGUCACUCAUGUUCAGUCCCUUCUCUUGCUGAUGUCCUGGGAACUGAAGGAUGCUGCUUCACACUGCAUCCUUUGAGCUUCCAGCCCAGUCUGCUGCUGGUAGAACCCAGAGUUUGUAGUCACAAUUUCUGGGUCCCUGUUGGAAAGCAGCCUAGGAAGUUACAGUGCCAUGGUGUUGGGUGGUCAUGGUGUAGCUCUGCACUCUGAAGGUCCUGGCUGCAUGCUACCAUCC
This is a messenger RNA of Melozone crissalis (California towhee), 2952 nucleotides long. It is a transcript of the gene P3H2, whose product is annotated as prolyl 3-hydroxylase 2. Gene Ontology annotation, biological process: collagen metabolic process. NCBI's taxonomy places the organism in Eukaryota, Metazoa, Chordata, Aves, Passeriformes, Passerellidae. The coding region runs from base 1 to 2097 and encodes 698 amino acids. Gene Ontology annotation, cellular component: endoplasmic reticulum. Gene Ontology annotation, molecular function: protein binding; L-ascorbic acid binding; procollagen-proline 3-dioxygenase activity. The transcript has 15 exons. The record is from RefSeq and is a predicted model, not a curated record.